This is a messenger RNA of Sycon ciliatum, 1363 nucleotides long. RefSeq names its product SUMO-activating enzyme subunit 2-like. Lineage: Eukaryota; Metazoa; Porifera; Calcarea; Leucosolenida; Sycettidae. Gene Ontology annotation, molecular function: SUMO activating enzyme activity. Gene Ontology annotation, biological process: protein sumoylation. Gene Ontology annotation, cellular component: cytoplasm; SUMO activating enzyme complex. The record is from RefSeq and is a predicted model, not a curated record.
GUGUUUUAUUGAAUCAGGAAAAGUGAAGAUGGAUCCAUUGUCGAAAGUGCUCGGCGAUGACCUGCAUCAGCUCGUAUCAGGAGCCAAGUUUCUGAUGGUGGGAGCAGGGGGGAUAGGAUGUGAGCUAUUGAAGAAUCUCGUCUUGAGUGGCUUUCAAAACAUCGAGGUGAUUGACCUCGAUACCAUCGAUGUGUCCAACUUGAACAGACAAUUUCUGUUCCAAAAGCGCCACGUUGGAAAGCCGAAAGCCGAAGUGGCCAAAGAUAGUGCUCUGUCGUUCAAUCCCAGAGCCAACAUCAAGUCUCACCAUGCCAGUGUAUUCAAUCCGGAGUACUCAACAAAUUACUUCAAGCAAUUCACUCUGGUGCUCAAUGCUUUGGACAACAAAGCUGCCAGAAGCCAUGUGAACCGCAUGUGCCUGGCUGCUGAUGUCCCACUGGUGGAAAGCGGCACUGCUGGUUACCUAGGACAGGUUACUGUUAUCAAGAAGGGUGAAACCGAGUGCUAUGACUGCUUGCCGAAGCCUACGGCCAAGACCUUCCCGGGAUGCACCAUUCGCAACACACCGUCCGAGCCCAUUCAUUGCAUCGUGUGGGCCAAGCAUCUGUUCAAUCAAUUAUUCGGUGAGGUCGAUGCGGACAACGAAGUUGCUCCCGACAUGACGGAUCCUGAAGCGGCGAAGGGUGGUGCUGUUGCAACGGAGGGUGCCAGCAGUGAUUCGACUGCGUCCAGUACACAGGAGAGCUGCGGCACUCGUGAGUGGGCAGAGCGUGUCGACUAUGACCCAGAGAAGAUAUUUACAAAGCUCUUCCAUGACGACGUCGUGUAUCUUUUGUCAAUGGAUAACUUGUGGAAGAAGAGGCGACCUCCCACUCCUCUAGACUAUCACUCGUUGCCAGCGGAAGCUCAUGAUGAAGUGAACGGUUCGUCUGGCAACCUGAGAGAUCAGAAGAUGUGGAGCCUGCAAGUGGCGGUGGACACACUUGGCAGAACGUUAGGUGAGCUGAAAGUCGCUCGUCAGCAGCGUACGGACAAGCAGCUCGUUUGGGAUAAGGAUGACGAUGAAAGUCUGGACUUUGUUACGGCUGUGGCAAACUUGCGAGCACACGUCUUCGGUAUCAAGAGGAAAUCGAGAUUUGAGUGCAAGGCAAUGGCGGGUAACAUAAUUCCAGCAAUUGCCACAACUAAUGCUGUCAUUGCUGGUCUCGUUGUCAUGGAAGCGUUCAAAAUUCUCCAAGGCAAGGUGUCUGACUGUAAAACGAUCUACUUGAGCAAGCAGCCGAAUGCACGUAAGAAGCUGCUGGUUCCUUGCAGCCUAGUUGAGCCCAAUCCAAAGUGCUAUGUGUGCUCCAGCAAGCCAGAG